AGCGGGGAGGGGGCACUGCGAGGCGGGAGAGGUUGAGACAGGCGGAGAGGGGCAUGGGGAGGGCCCGUGGAAGGGGUGUCACUGCUCGCUUCACGCUUCAAGAGGCUGCAGCAGAGGCGGCGGGGCUGAGCCGCGGAGGAGACGGGGUUUGUAGCAGCCUCCGCAUUUCUCCUUGCAGCCCCAGCGCCACCGCCCCUCGCCGGGCCGCGGCGCGCGUUAGGCCGCGCAAAGUGAGCGCGGGCGCCGGCCGGCUGCACCUCACCCGGGACCGGAGGGCAGGGCGCGGUGGGGCCGCGGCGGGGGUACUGCGCGAGUCGGGCGGCCCGCGCGUCUCCGGAGCGCACCAGCUGCGGCUGCCACCGGGCCGCGGCCGGGACGGAGCACCCUGCGCGCCCCCCGGGGGCCGGCAGCGGCCGGGAGGCGCCGCGGGGCUCGGCUCCUCCGCCCCGCAGCUCCGCGCACCCUGCAGCGGCGGCGGCGGCGGCGACGGCGCGGGCUCGGGCGCCCGGGCACCCUCCGAGCCCAUGGCGGGCAGCGAUGCGGGCGGCGAGGGUCGGGCGCGCAGAAGCGGCGCCGCGCGGCGUCCGGGGGCCCCCGGCGGGCGGGGAGGCGAGGCUGCCGCCAGCAACCCGGGGCCGCUGUCCACUGCUGAAGCGCCGGCGGACGGCGCUGCGCUGCCCGCCUGGAUGCGCCUCUACUUCUACGGGAUGCACGGGAUCACCCUGGACGUGCUCGUGUCCGCGGUUCGGCGCUUCGCUAGCAGCCCGGACCUCCGGAUGCUGGGCUUCUCCUCGCCCUACCGCUGCCUGCUGCACUCGCUCACCCACUUCGCUCUGGAGAAGGUCUACCUGCAGCAGCGGCGCUGCCCCAGCGCCUUCCUCUUCAAUUUUCUCCUCUACCCCUCGGCCCACGUGGCGCUGCAGACCCUGGCGGGCCAGGCGCUGCUGCUCGGCCUGCGCAGCGGACCGCGGGGUGCGGCGGCGCCGGGGACACUGGACCUAGCGCUGCAGUAUGUGCUGGCUCUCUACCACUGCCAUGUGUUCCUGAAGCGCUUCCUGCGCUUGCGGUACCGGCGGCAGCCAGAGCAGCGGCAGCAGCCGCAGCAUCGGCCCGGCGCGCCCCCCGCCCCUCUGGGCGCCCAGGCCCCUGUGGUUGCAGGUGGCCGGAGGCGACUACCCCGAGACACUCGGGGCGUCGGAGGAGCCUCCGGUCAGGGGCUGCCGGACCUGCUCCGCUUUCUUUUCUUCGGAAUGCACGGCUUUUUGGAUGAGAUCUUCUUCACUUUCUUCUUUAACUUACUGGGGCAGGGAGACGGGGCCACCAGCGGCCACACGUCGCUCUGGUCCUUCUUUAUUUAUGGCAGCUGCAGUUUUUUGGUGGAAAAGCUCUACUUCCACCUGCACUGCAGUCGUGGCUGGAGCGCUUGGAAGCGGGUGCCGAUCUACGUGAUCGUCGUCUAUGUGUGGGAGUUGUCCUGGGGUCUGGGACUCCGCAUGUGCGGUGCUUGUUCCUGGGACUAUUCUCACUACCCGCUCAAUUUCAUGGGCCUCAUCACCCUGAUGUAUUUACCUGGUUGGAUAUUUCUUAGUGUGUACCAGGACCUACUCUCCAACGUGUUGUGGCGGGUGCAGUACCUACCGACCAAAUGAGACAAAACAAAACAAAACAAAAGUCACCGGAUUCCCACGAAGCAAUUCGAUUUACUUUCACACGUUUAAAACGGAGUGGGUUUUUUUAGCCUUUUAAUUUUUGUACGUUUUACUAAAUUCUUACAAUAGGUUUUAUUGGACCCUUUAGUUUUUAUGACACUUUGGAACCUAUGCAUAAUAAUACAAUAUUUCAAAAUACUGCUCAAGACAUAAAGUGCUUGUCAAUAUUGAAAACCCCUUACAAGCCCAAGCAGUAAAACCAUUAUACCUUAACUUCAGAACCUGUAGUAUGUUCACUUUUGGGGGCGUAGGUGGGUGAUAACUACUAAUUUUUUUUUUUUUUUAAGUGAGGAGGUUAUUCAGAUCAGAAAUCAGUGAUCUUUACAAGAUUUGGCGAAAUUUUCUGAUUUAAUGGUUUGUUUACUUUCUUUUUAAUCCAAUUUCAUUUUAAUUCCUUGCCAUACUUACCAAUCCCUGCUGAAACUCAGUAUCUUGUACUUCUAAAACUACAGUUAAUAGCUCUUAAAGUGCCUCCCUCUAGUACACAAGUGAAAAAGAAACUGAUAAAUGUGAAAACACAUCCUAUGGAUACGUUUUUAAACUCAGACAGGUGACACUGUGUUAAGAUAUUUGAUCUCCAUCCUGGAAAUGAUUGUUUUCCAAUGUGGAUUAGCCUUAAAUGCCAAGUGUGUUAACAUUGAUUAGAUUUUAUGUUAUCUAUGGCUGUAAAUUUUUGUUGUAAAAUGUUUACCUUGUAUGCCCAAAGUCCAAGCAAAGUUAUACCACUCAAUAGUGUUCUAACCCUAAGGACUUUUGCUACAUGGAGCUUCAAGACUAGAAACGAUUCCUUGGAAUAAAAUGAACCUAAAUGUUCAUUA
Molecule: messenger RNA, 2527 nt
Organism: Leopardus geoffroyi (Geoffroy's cat)
Lineage: Eukaryota; Metazoa; Chordata; Mammalia; Carnivora; Felidae
Gene: TMEM229A
Product: transmembrane protein 229A
Exons: 1
Coding region: 54-1649 (531 amino acids)
Source: RefSeq, a predicted model, not a curated record